GGUCAUGCUCGUGAGCUGUGGGACGGAUCCGGGGUCGGCUUGCACUCUAUCACCUAACAAGUCCUUUCUUUAUAUUUGGUUGAACUCCAAACAUUUUGCAGACAUUUUGAUGCAAACAAUGUUUGAGUGACAUGUUCUUCCAAGCUCAAGUGCUGCAGUGCUGUGCCUCUGCGAAAUUUCUCAGUUUUCUCACGGGUGGGUAGUGGGCCUGUGACGUGAUGGAGGCACCCAAGCAAGAGUCGAUGACGCCAUGGUGGAAAGGCACGAAGUAUGACUUUCCGGCCAAAACGCCCGCUUGGUUUGCGAAUGGCAUUCCGUGGGAUAGCUUCCAAGAAGGAAAACCACCUUUGGUCUACGAUCCCCCUCAGUGGGUUCCUGGCUAUUUGCCUCAUUGUGCGCAGCAGUGCAACUUUUGGUCGUAUCGUUCACCCUGGUGUGUUUCCCCGAUCAAUUGCAUGGCCUGCUGUCAGUGCUGCUGCAUCAAAAAUUCAGAAAUCGUUUCCGUGGACUCCCCAGAUGCAUGGAUGACGAAGAUGAUCACCAGCGGGGCGAACGAUAAGUCCCCGGAAUGGAUGCGAGGAGUGUGGUGGCUUUGCGACAACAAUGCACCAUCAGAGACGCUCUUUACCUUUGGAGGGGCAGAUUGGUCAGACGACUCUAAAGUAGCUCAGAAGAAAUACUGGGAAAACUUCGGUGUUCCAGCCAACUGUUUUGGUUGCAUUACGAUGUUUGGAGCUGCCCUGACGAAUUCCACACUUCGUAUUGAACUCUCCCCCAACGGCAAGUGGAUUAACCUCUAUGGCACCGGGCCUGGAUGGAUUUAUGUGGACCAACCAGAGGAUACCUUUGAAUGCAAAAAUGCGGCGGUGGAUAUGUAUGGGCCAAGCUUCAAACCCGUCACGGAGCUGAACGAGAUGCUUCGUGUGAGCCACACCGACGAGACGCUUCCCCUGUCGGAGCCAAACUAUCAGUACCGAGUGCGUAAAGUCGCAUAUUUGGACUACGACGGCAAGUUGGUGAAGACAGAGGCCUGGGACGAGUUUGUGAGGCGAGCAAAGAUGCCUUUUGCACCCGGAACAGAGCCGAACUGCUGCGGCUAUUGCUUCUGCUGCCGCUCAAAAGAGGACUUGGCCUUGGGCCGCUAUCCUCAAACCAACACAAAGUUGAUUGUGAGGUAUCAUCCCGGUUCCUCCAGUUCCUCCAGCGCUCCAGCGGCUCAGACCAUUGGAGCCCAACAGUAGUCGUGGUGCGAGGUGUUUUGACCGUCAUGUGACGAUGUGGUGAUGUGGGACAAAUGACGAUUUCGCCACUUUGGAAUGGGAAGAAACGAAACAGGGGU
Molecule: messenger RNA, 1339 nt
Organism: Durusdinium trenchii
Lineage: Eukaryota; Dinophyceae; Suessiales; Symbiodiniaceae
Source: the annotation of a GenBank genome assembly